This is a messenger RNA of Ixodes scapularis (black-legged tick), 7620 nucleotides long. RefSeq names its product active breakpoint cluster region-related protein (gene RhoGAP1A). Gene Ontology annotation, biological process: signal transduction; positive regulation of GTPase activity. The transcript has 23 exons. Gene Ontology annotation, molecular function: GTPase activator activity; guanyl-nucleotide exchange factor activity. The coding region runs from base 188 to 3973 and encodes 1261 amino acids. The record is from RefSeq and is a predicted model, not a curated record. Gene Ontology annotation, cellular component: membrane. Lineage: Eukaryota; Metazoa; Arthropoda; Arachnida; Ixodida; Ixodidae.
CUGAAAUGAAGCUCAGAUGGGCGCGAGCGUCUUUGAGAUGUGGUGCGCACAUUGUCUCGUCGCGUCGGUGAGUUGUACGGAGUGAUGUUUUCGUCGGUGAUUUUGUGCGUCAUCCUCUGAAAGUGUCAAGUGCGUGUGUGUGUGCUUCUGGUGUGUUGUCAGUGACGCGGACGUCGGAUCGUCAGCGAUGGAAGCAUUCAACGACUUGCAGCGAAACUGGGCCAAGCGUUUUCCGCACUCAAAACUUUCGCUGAUAUGGGAAGAGGACGUACGCACCCUGCUCUCGACUCAUCGGCAACGCGUGGCGCAGUUGAGGGAGGAGCUCGAGCAGGAGGAGUUCCUCGUGCAGUACUUCGAGCGGUACCUGUCCGAUGCCAAGCGAUCCACGUCCCGAGACAAGGCGAACAACAACAGCCACAACUUCGCCGACACAAACGCCGGUCUCGAAAAUGGCGACAGCGCGAGCCGCAACCGCAACAGCAACGGCGUCGACGGAACAUGUUCCAACGGACUGUCGGACGCUUGCGCGACGUCAUCGCCAGGUGACAAGCCGCCGGACUCGAACUACGGUAAAGUUCGGUCAGCACAAAGUGAACUCGCAGCGUCCCAAAACAAAGCGGCGCCGCAGCCGCCCACGAACGGAGACACGGACGAACACGGCAAGCCGUACGUCACCGUGAUCGCCGUGAGCGGAUUCACGCGAUCUGCGGCUUCAAACGCCGAGUCGGUUUCUUCGACUCCAAAGACCGAUUCCGCGUCUUUCGAAGGACUCGACGCUCACGAGCUCUUGCUCCAGGCGCGGCGUCGUCGGAAGCCCCCGACGCCGCCGCCCAAGCGAGCCAAGUGGCCGCCUCCGGCGCAGGUCAACCAGCUCGCCCAAAAGGAGCCUUCCUCGCCGACAUCGGAACCGGUCGCUGCCCCCGCCGUUCAAAACCAACCUUCUCCCGGUACAUGCGAGCCUAAUUCGACAAAGAAUUCAGCGACGGAGCCUCAGCCAGCGUUCAGCACGUUCAAGCCUCCGGCGGGCGCCGGCGGCGCGCUGCCGAAUUUUCCGCCGUCGUACCAGGAGUCCGUCGGCACGCGGGAAGGACUAGGCGAAACGCCCGCAACCAACGACGCCGCGGACGACCAGGACGGCUGCGACGUCAUCUACGAUACGGUCGCCUUCGACGACGAGGGGUCGUCCUCGAAGGGUGCGGAUGACGAAGACCACGACGUCGGAAUAAGUCCCGAGCCGGACUACGUAGAGUUCGGCAAGUUCGAGCGCCGCGGUUCAUCGGGGCCCUUCUUGGACGAGGACCGCCGACCGCCUCUGGUCUCCGGUUCGGCGACCACGACGUCUUCCUCGUCUGCGACCUACGAGAACAUCACGCUGCUCAAGGCGUCCGAGUCGAUGGAUUCUGAGGAAGACGACGGUGCUUCGAUCCUGCGGUCCAUGUCCAGUGACACCGAGCUCGAUCACGACGCCGGUACGGCGACCACAGGUAGCGAUCACAGCGGCGCGGGUUCUGGCGGACGUGCCGAUCGCGGCAAGGCGGAGGAACUGCUCGACGUCGAUUCCGGAGUCUACAGCAGUUCCGUGGAGUCUGCGUCGUUCCUCAGUACAAGUACACCACCGGCCCGCAAGAGGGGACUCAAGGACAGCGAACAAAAUGACUCCCCCCCUGGCAGCUCUCCUUCGGAGUCGGAGAUGCUGGCCAUGUGCAAGUGCAUCGUCAGCAGCAUCAUCGAAAGUGAGACCGCCUACGUGGACUGCCUGGACACCCUCAACCAGUAUGCCAGGGCCUUGUCCAGUGCCAUUGGAACGAACCAGUCAGUCCUCUCCAAGGAGGAGAUUGAGACCAUCUUCUACAAGAUUGAGCAACUCCACGACACACACAAGAACUUCCGAGAUGGGCUGCGUAGGAACUUUGACAAUUGGGACGCCAAGCCGACGAUCGGCGAGAACUUCAAGUUUCUGGCAAGUCGACUCGAGGUGUACAAACUGUUCUUGGAGAACUACUCCAAAGCCAUCGAAACAGUGCGGCGUUGCAAUGCCUCCAACCUCAAGUUCGAAGAACUCUUCAAGAACAUCAAGUUGAACACAUCGAAGGGACAGCCAGCCACACUCGAAGAUCUGCUUCACAAGCCUGUGGCAAGGGUACAGAAGAAUGCUCUGGUACUUCACGACCUGCUUCACUACAUCCCAAGCAGCCACCACGACUACAACAACCUGAGGGCAGCCCUGAAGCUCACACAGCGGUUCUUGAACGAGCUCAAACUCAACUCCACAGAGAGCAUGUUUCCACACCAGGAUAGAGCACCGAGGCAUGUGGUGAAGAACAGCUUCAUUGUGGAGUACUCUGAAGGUCACCGCAAGCUGAGGCAUCUGUUCCUCUUCAAUGAUGUGAUUGUUUGUGCCAAAUACAAGCCUUCAUCAAGGCAAAAGUUCACGUUUGAGGUGAAGUGGUACAUACCCUUGAGCCUUGUGACUCUAAUCGACGCGGAAGGAGAAGCGGAUCCCAUCCGGGAAGACAACAAGGUGAAUGUGUGCCAACUGCGGUCACGGGCCAGCACUCUGCGAGACCUGGUCACCAAAGAGGAGCGAGAAAAUGCGAAACUGUCCAAGCCGCCAGGACGCAACCUCGAGCGAAACAGGAAGAAACUGAGUGAACUGGAAGCCCAGCUGGUGCUGCAUUCUCCGAACCUUGCUUUCAAGAUUGGUCUCAAGAACACCAAGACGUACGCCUUCUUUUUGUCCUCCGAGUUCGAGAGGUCACAGUGGAUCGAGGCCAUCAAUGUGCUGCAGUCAUCAGCACCGCUUACCGUGACAACACCCAGCAUCCUUGAGCUGCAGAGCUGCAUCACUUCAGCUAGAGGGUGCAUGGGAACCAACAUGGGGUCUUUCCUAACUCGAACAGCAAAAGAUGAGGACCUCCUGGUGGGUGACCUGCUGAUCACAGUGCACAAUCUCCAGGGGCUGAACCGCCCAGCAGAUAUUUUCAUCUGCUUCGAGGUGGACUCCUAUGGCCACUUCUUCAAGAAAGCCAGGACAAAAACCUGCCAGAACACUCUAGAGCCAAACUUCAACCAGGAGGUGGUCAUUGACCUGGACGGCUCCCAGACGCUCCGGAUCCUGUGCUACGAGGAGCACACGAGCAACGGCACCACCGCGACCGUACUGCGGGGCAAGGCGGCCUUCGAGAUGAGUCGCUCCUGGCUCACGGACAAGUACCAGGAGAAGUCCUUCAGCCUGCAAGAGUGCACGCUCAACCUCAGCAUCAAGUACAGCUCCUCGGACGUUGGCUUGCAGAGGGUGCCAUCGUGUAAACCCGUUGGGUCCUUCGGCAUGAAGGUGCAACAGGUUUGCAAGAAAGAAAAGAGUGCGGUACCCUUUGUGAUUACGACCUGCGUGAGGGAGGUGGAGCGAAGGGGCAUCAACGAGGUGGGCAUCUACAGGGUCUCCGGGUCGGCUUCCGACCUCCAGAGGCUCAAGAGGACUUUUGAGAACGACCCCUAUGAAGCGGAGCAGCUGCUUAAGGAGGUGGACAUCAACAACGUAACGGGUUUGCUGAAGCUGUACCUACGUGAACUACCGGAGGCUCUCUUCACGGAUGGCCUCUACCCAAGGUUCUUCGAAGCAUUCAGCAAACAUGACCAAGAGGAGAAAAAGACCAUGCUGCUCAACUUGUUCAACAAACUGCCAGAAGUAAACCAGCAUGUCACCUUGUUUCUGAUCGACCACAUGGUCAAGAUCAACCAGAACGAGGCACAGAACAAGAUGUCCCUGCACAACUUGGCCACUGUGUUCGGGCCAUCCAUCAUUCGUCCGUGCAGCAAUGCGGCCAGCCAGAGCCCCAGCGACCUGCUCACCACCAGUACCGUGGACGUCAUGGCGCAGGCGGGCAUCCUCUACUUCUUCCUGCGCCGGAGAGCGGCGGGGUUUGCCCUGAGCAACUCGGAGGCCCGUGAAAUUGUCCAGGCCACGGACUGACGCACCCGCCUGCUUCCGUCGUGCAUCGUCCCUGCUAGAACCGCUUGAUAAUCUACGCUCGGAGUAUAGGCACUCCACCCCUUGAUUUUCUUGCGGGCUUAGUGCCCAGCUGGUGCAAUUGGCGAUCGCAACAAUUUGUAAAUCUGGCUUCCCGAGCUUGAAAUGCGUUGCUGAGAAGCCGAUGUGAUGUCGUUUUGCUCCAUCGUGGACUGUUUUAACGUUUCCGAAGGACGGAAAACCACCUCCUGCGAUUUCAGAUAAACUUCCGGACAACUGGUAACGACGAUUUUAUGCACCGAGGUGACUGAGGCGUCGUUACUCCAAAGCGUAGCUUAUUCGGCGGCUCCAGUCUCUACCUAGUCCAUUUUAAAUAUUUUUUGUCGUCGUCGUCGUCGUCCUAGGUUGUGUUUCUUCGCGUCUCCCUGCGUCUUGCCCGCGCUCUCUCUUCCGAAAUGAAAGGACAGAACCCCAUGCGCGUGGUUGUUUUUUUCCUCAUGGGUUUGUUCUUCUUUUCUUUUUAAAGCCAAAGGUCGGCUGAAGCUGCCGCUUUUGCUUGGCCAGCCCCGUGGACGGCCGAAGUCCGAUGCCAGCAUUUUAAGCGAAACGUGAGGACAUGUUCCUCUCACAUUUUAGAGAAGCCAAGGGGGGGAACUUCUGCAGUUGUACGAGCUCGUCUUCCGUCUUCUGCCAGUCUUCCGUAGCUUAAGGUCUCCCGGUCUCCCAUACCCUCGCAGUUGUGACCACAAGGAAUUGCUCGACAAAUUGUUUCUGAGAUGGCUUUUUUUUUUUUUUUUUUGACAGCGAUUGUUGUUUUAGUUUCUGACAAGGUGAGAAAGACUGGCAGGAGCUUCGGCUGUCCCGCCUCCAGCGCAAACACUCUGCCUUCAACUACGCUUCGGCGUCUGGUUCACCUAGCCGAUGCGCGGCGGAAGGCACAAAGCAUGUGCUGCAAGCCAGGCGUUCAAAAGACGCGCCCUGCCACUCUCAUUCUGUCCGCGACCGUAAUAUUUUAUUCUCCCGCGUUUAGUUCAUCUCCCUCGAGAGGCUAGGUUGGUGUAUGUACGAGAAUUUUUUUAACCCUAUUUCAUAUAAUUUGUCCAGACUUCUUAAAGAAUCGAGCAUUGACAUCGAUAGGACCAACAGUACAAAGAAAAAAGGCUGUUUUAGAAUGUUUGGGGGCCUUGAUACUACGCUCAUUAGAAAUAUUUGUUUUUAUGCCUCCGAAAGCGUCGGCGAAAGGUCCGAGCUCUCCUUUUGUGUUUACCAGCUUCUUAUUAGCGAGACUGUAAGGCUCGCACUGUGCCAGGAGCCUGCUCAUUUAAAAUCUUCCGGGUAUCGUUACAAAGUGUAUAAUGGCCAGGAAAGAAAGCCAAUCAUUACGUAUCCCUUUCGUUCGUGCCGUCUCGUGUAAAUAACCUUGAACGAGACCUUUGUGGUCUUUCUUUUCUUAAUUGUACAUUUUAUCGUUGUUUGUUGUAUGGGUGCCUCGUGCCCGCUCUUGUACAUCAUAUGCAAGUUUUUUAUGCGAGGAAAGCACGAAGUAGGCCUCUUGUUUUUCUGUCGCCCAUGGUUGUACCACUGCAGUCUGUAUGCCGGAUUGAAAUCUGCCAGUUUAGGGUGAAAUAGAGGUGCAGGAUGUGCAACCAUGGUAUAUGAUAUCUUAAGAACAACAAGAGAUUUUUGGUUUUUCUCUUGGAAGAUAUGCCACGCUAUGCAAAAAUGGGUGUGGGAAAUCUAAUGAUGGCUCAUUCAAAAGAUUUUGCUAAUACAUUCAUUUAGGGAGUAAUAGAUAAAGUUACUUCUACAAGCCUGUAUGCAGUUUGGAACAUGACACCAAAAUCUGAUAGAUAUAUUAUUAUUCUUGGAUUCCUUCUUUCUACAUGAUACAUAAAUUUCCUUUUUAAUUUUUUUGGGGGUAUUUUAUUGCGAUAGGUAUAUAAAAUAUUUUAUAUUUCACCUUCAAGCUUAACAAAGGACACUAAGAGUUGUUUGUCUUAUGUAGUUCAGUUUUAAUGUUUAUUUGUCUUUCCUUAAGGUUACAAGAACCUUAAUUACACAAAACAAUGUUUCAGCUCUGUCAGCAGGGAAUGCCAGCAAGGUAGCCAAUAAAAUCAGACUUUUUGUUUGUCACUAACAUCUCAGUGGCUUCAUAGAUGUUGAAAAUGUAUGCUAAGGAGUAUAUAAUAAACAGAUUAUUGUCUUUUUAUUGUAGGGCAUGAAAGAAGUAUGUCAGGCUAAUUUGUAAUUUAUGAGCUGUUACAGAGGCAGUAUCCAGGGUUAGAGACAAUGUGCGGUAUUUUAGUAUUUAAGUGCAGGGCAGGAAACUCAUCUACCAGCACAUUCUGAGCUUGGGCGAGAGCAGUUUCUUUAUUAUUAUUAUGUGUGUUGUUAUCGUAUGUUGCAUUCGUGUUCCCCGUUUUUUUAAGCACGUCUCACACAGUGUUCCUGCCAUCAAACAAACGGGAGUUCAUUUCAUUCCCAUGCAAGUUUUAUUAGCAGUUUGACAUUGUAGCCCUUAAACUCGUGUCACUGCCACAUGCCAAAUGUCAGAACUCUUUUAAUAUAUAUAUUUGUACCAGUGCGAUGAGGAAGUCUUUUGUAUUACCUCUUUAUUCACACUUCAUACAGAACUCGUUAGUGAUGACCGUCAUUUUUAACUGUAUUCCUCUCAUGCUUCUCGCAACAUGCCAUCGCCUACCUAAGGAGGGACCAGAAAAACGAGAAUUUGCUUUUGGAAUAUACUUAGCUUAGUGCUGCGUAGAGAGCUGUUAUUUUGCAUUCUAUGCCUGGGAAACAAUGCGUGUUGUUUGUGUCGAACUGUUUCAAGGGGCCAAAGUGCAAUUGCUCUCUUUUUUUUAAUAGAAAAUAGAAACAUGGAUUUCUUAGGUUACGCCAAAGGAAAGUAGAGCAAAUUCUCUCUACACCCUUCUAAAAGAAACCUAUUCAAAAUAGUAUAUAAAUUGGUACCAUUCAAUUCCGAGUUCUGUAGUCAUCAAUCUGUUUGGGGACAGCAGUGAACUCUGGCUAUUUUAAGGUGCAGAUUUAUUAUAUAAUGAUGGUAAAUUUUAACAUUUUUUUCAUUUAAUAAUUAUUGAUAGUUUCAUUAUUGCUUGUUAAUGAAGUUUCAGUUUGUAUUUUUUGACAUUUGAAGUCAGUAUUAAAACAAGGACUUCUUUUAGCAGAACAUUUUAGUAUUGCAAAAAUAAGGCAGGUAUGAGGUUUGUUAACCGACUGGAGAAUGUGAACAUAAAAAUGGUUGAUUUCCUUGUUUUUCUCUUCUAGCUGUCAGAACUAGCAUCGUCAUUUCAUUCAUUUUUGGGCUACAAAACAUAGGUACUAUAUCUUUAUGCUAGUUGUAGCAUUUUCCAAGUGUAACGAGACAUACGCAACAUUACAAAGCAAUGUUCUCGUGAAAGAACUGCAGUUUGCCAUUGCCUUUGCAAGCCACAAUGUUUCUGUACCUACUAAGCUUUUGGACAUACACUAACCGUUUUUACAGUUUACAAACUUUGAUUACGUGAGUGUUUGUGAUGUGGUUGGUCCGGUCUUGUACAUAGUGGAUGCAGGAGAAAACCUGAUGUGUAUAUUGUGUGGUGAUGGGACUUUGUACAUAUAUUCACAAUAAAGUUGGCAAACAUGACAUGACA